GCCGACUAUGCUAGCUAGUAGCUAAUAGCUGUUAGCUCCCUUCUGAAGUCAGAGGAGUCAAUUUAAGAGUCAACCCCGCCAGGUUUGUCUCCAACCAAGCAACGUUGGAAAAUAUGGUUUUGAAUCUCUGUCUGCCGCCCUUUCAUACAACAGUUCAAUGCAACAAGCUGUGUGCAGAUGGCUAUGAUGUCACAAACCUUGUGUCGGAUGACCCUGCUCUCAGGAGGCGUGGCUUCAAGCUGGAGUACUUCCUACGGCCACCUGUACAGGUGACGUUAAAGUUUGGCUUCCAGGUGGAGCUGUGCAGGGUGGAUGUGGAGCUGUGGACCUGGGGUAUGGACCGAGGACAGGCUUGUAAGAGACUCGAGAUCAGCACCACCUCCGAUACGUUACCCACCCACAAUUUUGACCAUGGCCACAAACGUGUUCAGCAAAAGAAACAAGUGCAGGUAACGGACCAGAAACAGAGGAGAGAAAAACAACAAGAGCAUGCAGGUGAACAUGGCCAGAGUACUGUCAACCAGUGGAGACUUCAGGCUCAACAGUGGGGGGAAGAGGCCCCCGACGAGGCCCUAGAUAAGCCUCAACAAAGACGCCAGGCGUUUAAAUCAAACACUGAACCCAGUAAUCCUGAACUGGACUUUAAACUUGUGGGUCGUUGCGAACUCAGGGAUCAAACUCAAGUCUGUUUCUCACGCUCAAAUUUCAGGCCCCGGCCCCCGUUCCUCUCCCCUCUGCCGCCGCCACCUGCGAACUGUCGGCAGGAGGAUCUGUGGAGUCGGGGUUUGCUCUCAUUAGGCGCAGUGACGCAACUUCGCGUGACUCUGCCGUUCGGCGGUGCAGCAUCUGCUCUUGGUCUCAAGGCUUUGGCCGUGUGGGGACAACCUGCUCGCUGCUGCCCUGCAGAAGAGGUGGAGAGGAUUAAAAGAGUCCACGAGGCCGGCGAAAGACGGCCGCCAAGACCUGUGUUUUUUGCCCCUUCUGUCAGCAGGAUCACACCACCACUGCAAGCAGCUACAUCCCCAGGCAAUCUCUCCAUCCCAGAAGAGUUCCUCGACCAGAUAACCCAGGAGGUCAUGUUGCUGCCCAUGCUGCUGCCCAGUGGCGUGUCAGUGGACAGCACCACACUGGAGGAGCACCAGAAGAGGGAAGCCACCUGGGGGCGACCCCCGAACGAUCCCUUCACUGGGGUCCCGUUCACUUCCACCUCCCAGCCUCUUCCCAACCCCCAACUGAAAAGCCGCAUUGACCACUUCGUACUGCAGAAAGGGAUGUUGGGGAGGGACGGGAUGUUGGGGAGGGACGGGAUGUUGGGCAGACGAGCAGAGGGAGAGAAUCCACAGGCCUCAAGACUUAUAGCCUCCAAGGUGGAUGGACAGUCCCAUUACUCUCCCAGUUUCAGUGAAAGCUCAAUAAACAACACUGCUGUUCAAUAUAAUACUGGUACCAGAUGCACAAAUGGGACAUUAUCAUCAGAUAAUGGGAAUCGCACAUUUAACUCCCAGCCUCCCACUAUAGAUGGUAAAUCAGAGUUGUGGAGAAGAAAGAAACGAGACCUAAGUGGAGUUUACAACGAAUCAUCAGAAGAUUUGACAGCUGAGAAGCAACUACUACCUCAAACCAAAAGACCAAGAAAUGAUGCAGUUUUAGUCCCCAGCUGCAGCUCUCAUGAGCAGCGUUUGUCAGCCAGUCUGGACGAGGCCCUCCUCUCCGCCCUGCAGGGCCGCCCCUCCUUCACAUCAAACUUGUCUCAGCAGAGACGGGUUGGUCCUGACUCUGAGCCACUGAACACCCCACAGCAAAGUCGGACUGCCAGCACUCCAAGCAUGCAACCAGGCGAGAAGAUGUGCUCGGCGUGUUCCUGCUCGGUGUCCGUCUACUCUAAAUCGGCAUCAUCCAUCUACCGCCUGACCUGCGGCCACUUGCUCUGCCAUUCCUGCGCGCGGAGGGAAUCUCAACCACUGAACUCUGUCACUACACCGACACCCGACCACAUCUUGUGUCCGGCCUGCCAAAGCCCCACUCCACGCAGUGAUGUCAUGCGUGUGCAUCACUGACGGAUGUCGUCGGAAAGGCAAAGUCACGCCUUUUUGGAAUUCCUGUAAAAAAAAUGAGGAGCAUUGUAUAGAAGGUGAAGUACUUCAGAUGUACAGCUUUUGGGGAAAACACAGCAUUUACAGCUGGAAGUAACCUAGCUGAAAGGUCCUGGUUACAUUUUGUUUUGUAGACUGUUGACUUGGUUUGAUGCUACCUCCGAGCCCCUCCUUGAUAGACGGUGCAUCCUCACAUAUGCGUGGUGCUGCAUGUUUGACAGGCGUUGGAUUAUAUGAUGACGUCCUAAACAAAUGCCAAAUGUGUCACUAUUCAUCCCUCAUUUCUAACUUGUUUGGAAUUAUUUCUAUAUUCGUUCUUAUUCACGCACGUUAUAAGUACUUCAAGUCCUGCUAUGGGUUCUUGUUCUUUCCUUGGACCGGUGAUGUCACAUAAUCAAUGUUUUGAAUUUCCACAGCGGUAGAAAGAACAUCAGUGAAAGCAAAGACCUUUACAAUACAAGAAUCUUGCGUAGGAGAAUGUACAAAUAAAACAAGGUCUCUUUCUCUUUUCAACGAGCACUGAAGUGUGGUUGCAGCCUUGGUUCUGCAGCCAUGGAUGAGUAGAUGUUUUGAGGAGGCACAAAGAGAAAGGUUGGGGGACAGAAGUAGCAAGAGGAAAGUGGAUUUCCAGUGGACCCAAGGCUCCGAGGUCAUUGGGAAGAAACACGCCGGGUCGCGUUCGGCCGUUAAAUUACAUUCCCUAUACUGUUGCAUAGGUUGUUUCUUCUCAGUAAAUGCAGGAAUACAAUGUAAACAACGAAUUGAGACUGAUUACUUACUGAUUUAAUAUUCAAAUUAAAUAUUCUUGCAUGAGUUCACGCAAUGGCAAGUGUUUUCUCAGGUAGGCUCGGAAAGCCGGUUUUCUUUAAAGCUGGUGUAACGCGAUCAAGUUUCGGACUGACUGCGUCUGUGGUUUCAUUUCCUGUUACUGCUGUAACGUGUCGUGUUGGAAAAUAAAUGUGUGCACAAUGUCAAA
Messenger RNA from Cyclopterus lumpus (lumpfish), 3069 nucleotides. It is a transcript of the gene ubox5, whose product is annotated as U-box domain containing 5. The record is from RefSeq and is a predicted model, not a curated record. The coding region runs from base 114 to 2057 and encodes 647 amino acids. Gene Ontology annotation, molecular function: ubiquitin protein ligase binding; ubiquitin-ubiquitin ligase activity. NCBI's taxonomy places the organism in Eukaryota, Metazoa, Chordata, Actinopteri, Perciformes, Cyclopteridae. The transcript is spliced from 7 exons. Gene Ontology annotation, biological process: protein polyubiquitination. Gene Ontology annotation, cellular component: nucleus.